CGUCUCUUUUAGAUUCGACAUAGACCUUCAAUUUGAUAUUCUCAUAUCAUCGGUAGGAAGAAGAAUUGGCCGUCAUGGAUCGUCAUCUGGUACUUUGCUUGGUCGUCAUUGGACUCGUUUCUCAUCAGGUCUCCGCUCAAAGGGGGUCGUGCGAAGGGUGCUGUGACUGCGGCUUUAUGGGUGGCAAUAAUUGCUAUUGCGAUAAUUAUUGCCAGACAGCCGGUGAUUGUUGCUCAGACUACGCAACGCACUGUGCCGAUCCUUGCGAGUCAACACCCUGUCAGAACGGUGGAUUCUGUGACAGUGUUGGGGGAACGUUCACAUGUACCUGUCCUUCUGGGUAUUUUGGGGAUAGAUGCCAAGAAAAGAAGAGCGAUCCCUGUAGUUCGGCACCCUGUCUGAACGGUGGGUCGUGUAGCAGCUAUGGAAACUCAUCUUGGUGUUACUGUCCAGAUGGAUACACUGGAGAGUAUUGUCAAUAUCAUCAAGGAAACGGAAGCGACCCAUGUAGUUCUGCACCCUGUCUGAACGGUGGGACGUGUUACAGCAAUGGAAAUUCAUCUUCGUGUAUUUGUCCAGACGGAUAUUAUGGAGAGCAUUGUGAAUAUCAUCAGGGAAACGGGAGCGACCCGUGUAGUUUUGCACCCUGUCUGAACGGUGGGACGUGUUACAGCAAUGGAAAUUCAUCUUCGUGUUUCUGUCCAGACGGAUAUUAUGGAGAGCAUUGUGAAUAUCAUCAUGGAAACGGGAGCGACCCGUGUAGUUUUGCACCCUGUCUGAACGGUGGGACGUGUUACAGCAAUGGAAAUUCAUCUUCGUGUUUCUGUCCAGACGGAUAUUAUGGAGAGCAUUGUGAAUACCAUCAAGGAAACGGGAGCGACCCGUGUAGUUUUGCACCCUGUCUGAACGGUGGGACGUGUUACAGCAAUGGAAAUUCAUCUUCGUGUAUCUGUCCAGACGGAUAUUAUGGAGAGCAUUGUGAAUAUCAUCAUGGAAACGGGAGCGACCCGUGUAGUUUUGCACCCUGUCUGAACGGUGGGACGUGUUACAGCAAUGGAAAUUCAUCUUCGUGUAUCUGUCCAGACGGAUAUUAUGGAGAGCAUUGUGAAUAUCAUCAUGGAAACGGGAGCGACCCGUGUAGUUUUGCACCCUGUCUGAACGGUGGGACGUGUUACAGCAAUGGAAAUUCAUCUUCGUGUAUCUGUCCAGACGGAUAUUAUGGAGAGCAUUGUGAAUACCAUCAUGGAAACGGGAGCGACCCGUGUAGUUUUGCACACUGUCUGAACGGUGGGACGUGUUACAGCAAUGGAAAUUCAUCUUCGUGUUUCUGUCCAGACGGAUAUUAUGGAGAGCAUUGUGAAUACCAUCAUGGAAACGGGAGCGACCCGUGUAGUUUUGCACCCUGUCUGAACGGUGGGACGUGUUACAGCAAUGGAAAUUCAUCUUCGUGUUUCUGUCCGGACGGAUAUUAUGGAGAGCAUUGUGAAUAUCAUCAGGCUUGGAACUCGACAACUAUCCUAUAGUAUCUAUGCUUAUUAUGGAUUAUGAACGAUAACACGACUGUAGCCUAGAAGUACCACAAGCAUUGAAAAAUGAGGAGAAAGACCAGACAAUAAGGAAUCAUCUAUUCCACCGUGCCAUGAGUAACAUUUGAAGAAAAUUCAAUCAAAUCAACUCAAUCUAUUUGGCAUCAUUGAAAGGGAAAUCAAGUACAGAUGAUAAACACAGAGUAAAUAACAGGCCAGGACCUUUAGGAAGCAAUGUGUGCUUUUAAAUGAAGCCCUGAUCAAGUUAAACACAAUAUUAGAUACGUUUGGAAUAACAAGAAAAUUACACUCUGAAACAUGAGUAGAAUGAUUAUCUAGUGCAAAUUUUUUUUUCAUUAUAUAUAAAUCUUAAAAUGGUAUAUUAAAAGGUUAUUAUACUUGUUUUUUCUUGAAAAGAAAAAAUUGCAUUAAAGGUAGAAAGGUCCAUGUAUUAAAAUUCGGAACGCCUUCCAAGACAAAGAGAGAG
Messenger RNA from Strongylocentrotus purpuratus (purple sea urchin), 2013 nucleotides. Its product is annotated as sushi, nidogen and EGF-like domain-containing protein 1. The transcript is spliced from 14 exons. The record is from RefSeq and is a predicted model, not a curated record. Lineage: Eukaryota; Metazoa; Echinodermata; Echinoidea; Camarodonta; Strongylocentrotidae. Gene Ontology annotation, molecular function: calcium ion binding; Notch binding. Gene Ontology annotation, biological process: Notch signaling pathway. The coding region runs from base 75 to 1523 and encodes 482 amino acids.